AUGCUUAAGCUGUGUGGACUUCAGUUUCUGCUUCUCCUUCACUCGGCCAUGUGGCUUGGUCUGGAGGGCCUGAGUGUAACUGGGCCUCUGAAGGACAUGGACUUCUCCGUGCAGGAAGGAGGAGGUCCACGCAUCCUUCACCAGUUCAAACUUGAGCCACCUGCUGUGAGUUUCAGAACAUCUGGUGAAAAAGCUGGAAUUAUUGACAUUGAGCCGAGGACAGGCAUCCUGUAUAUCAAUGGGUCUCUGGACUGGGAGACCCAACAAGUGCACAAGCUGCAGGUGGAAAGUCUGGAUGAGAGUGGAGAGAGAGUUAAAGGUCCAUAUGCUGUUACAAUACAUGUGGAGGAUGUCAAUGACAACCCCCCAGAAUUUAACCAGACAAAGUACUACGGAGUAGUGAGGCAGAACUCUCGUCCAGGCAAGCCUUUCAUGUAUGUCCAUGCCACUGACCGUGAUGAUCCUACAACUCUCCAUGCACAGCUGUCUUACAGCAUUCUCCAUCAUUUUCCCAACCCUUAUGCAGAAAUGCUUUUCCAGAUUGAUAACGCAACUGGAGCAAUCUCACCAAGCAGGAAAGGCUCUUCUUACUUGGAUCCUCAAAAGCAGGACAACUUCAUACUUGUUGUCUCCGUGAAGGACAUGGCAGGGACGACAGCGAAUGCUUUCACCAGCAGUGUUGAUGUGAGCAUCACUGUGAAGGAGAGCCUGUGGAAAGCUCCCCCCACCAUCUACAUCAAAGAAAACUCAACCCAGGUCCACCCUGUCAACAUCAGUAAGGUGCAGUCAAAUGAACCAGAUGUAAUUUAUGGCAUUUUUGAAAAAGAAAAGCUGCCAAGGCUUCCAUUUUCCAUCAGUGAGAAUGGGGAUAUUUAUGUGACCCAACCAUUGGACAGGGAAGAAAAGGAUGCUUAUACAUUCUAUGUGGUGUCAAAAGAUAACACAGGAGAACUGGUGGAGAAGCCUUUGCAAAUUCACAUUAUUGUGGAAGACAUCAAUGACAAUCCCCCUGUGUGUCAGCAGGACCUCACCAUAAUUGAAGUUCAAGAAAAUGAAAAGGGAGGGAGUAGUAUCGGCACCGUGUUUGCUACGGACAUGGAUCAGGAGGACAGCCUUAACUCUCGUCUGCAUUUCCAAAUCCAAAGUCAGGAACCUGAAUUCCCCACAAAUAAUCUCUUCUAUAUUCAGCAAGACACGGGGACUUUGCAAUUAACUGGCCGUUCCUUAAGCAAGCGUGAAUCAGCCAAGUAUUUCUUGAAGGUCCUGGUGACAGAUCCUCAAUACGAAACAAUCUGUAAUGUGGAAGUACACGUCAUAGACAUCAAUGAUCAAAUUCCCAUCUUUAACAAUUCAGAUUAUGGCAGUGUGACUCUGGCAGAAGAUAUCCCAAUAGGAAGUCUGAUAUUAGAAAUUGAAGCAACUGAUGGAGAUGAGCCUGCCACAGGGAGCUCCCUCAUCAUUUACCAAGUGAAAGAAGGUGAUCCAAACAACACGUUCAUCAUAGAGACAGACUCUGAAACAAACCGAGGGUUCAUCAGGAUUAACAAGGCUCUUGAUUUUGAAACAAUGCCUGUGUACAACCUGGUGAUCAAUGCCACAAACCCCGAGCCGUUGGUGGAAGGCGUGAAGUACAACGCGAGCUCUCUCACCAAGUUAAAAGUUUCUGUGACAAAUGUGGAUGAGCCACCUGCUUUCCGGACGCCAUUUUACGAAACAGAGGUGUCUGAAGACAUUCCUGUCAAUACCUUGGUCAUGACAGUGGAGGCCUAUGAUCCUGAAGGGGAUUCUGUACGGUACUCCUUGGAAGGUGACGUGAGGAAAUGGCUGACAAUUGAUUCAGCCACUGGGCAGGUAUACACUGCUUCGCCUUUGGAUCGAGAAACUGAAGAAAUAUACCGAAUAAAGGUUGUUGUAUCAGAACUAAAUAAUGCAGCUCAGAAAUCCGAAGCAUUGUUGACUCUGCACUUACGUGAUGUGAAUGACAACUACCCACAAAUAGCUACGGAUUAUCCUGCUUUCUUCUGCUACCCAGUCAGCGGAGGAGAGAGAACUCUCAUUCAAGCUACUGAUGCUGAUGAACAGUUCUUUUAUUCAAAAUUUACUUUUUCCCUUGCGGAUGACAUGAAUGCAAGAAGUAAUUGGGAAAUCUCAAAAUUCAAUGCUACUCACGCUUACCUGUCCCUGAAACAUGCUAACUUUGAAGAGAAGGUGUAUGAUGUUCCAAUAAUACUUAAUGACAAUGGAAAACCGCCUUUGGAAAACAAAGUGAAUCUUAAAGUAAGCAUCUGUAAGUGUUCCAGUGAAAAUUCAUGUUUUAUUGAAAUAGACCGUCAGCACUCCUGGCCAACCGCUGGGCAGGCAAUUGGGAUUCUGCUUGCAGUCCUGAUCAUCAUUGGUGCCAUUUUAGCAGGUGUGUUUUUCCACAUGAGAUACAAAGAGAAAAAAGAAAAGAGCCAUCCCAAGGACGCAAAAGAUAACGCUGAACUCAACAGACUGACUUAA
Messenger RNA from Zonotrichia leucophrys gambelii, 2502 nucleotides. RefSeq names its product cadherin 17 (gene CDH17). Gene Ontology annotation, molecular function: cadherin binding; calcium ion binding. Gene Ontology annotation, cellular component: adherens junction; catenin complex; plasma membrane. Gene Ontology annotation, biological process: calcium-dependent cell-cell adhesion; homophilic cell-cell adhesion; adherens junction organization. The record is from RefSeq and is a predicted model, not a curated record. The transcript has 17 exons. NCBI's taxonomy places the organism in Eukaryota, Metazoa, Chordata, Aves, Passeriformes, Passerellidae. Bases 1 to 2502 code for a protein of 833 amino acids.